AAGCGCUUGCAAUCCACUUGACAUUUUCUCCUCCUCGUCUCCUCACCUCUCCGCCGCCAUGUCCAUCCCCGGUAACGGGCACCUUCCCGCGUCCGAUUCCCUCCCGGACCACUCCUCCGCCUCUGACUCCGACGCCGAUCCGGAAUCCGACUACCGGCCAAUCACCGCCGCCGACUCCGACUCCGACUCCGACCCCGACUUCGACGCCGCCUUGCCCCACCACCGCAUCGAGGAGACAGGAAACGGCGUCUCCGCGCUGGAUCUCGCGUCCGACGAGGACGAAGCGGCAGAAGGCGCGGAGGAGGACGAUGGGGACGGAGACCCGAGGCCCGGGGCGGCGGCGGCGGCGCGGGCCUUCUCGGAGGACGAGCGUCGCCGCCGCGCCCCGCUGCCCGCGGGCGCCGCGGCGCGGAUCGUGGACGCGAUGCGCGGCGUCGAGUUCCCCGGCGCGCCGCCGGCGUGGGCGGGCAGCGUCCCCGAGGACCAGUGGCUCGACCGCCUCCAGUCUCUCCGUGCCGGUCGUCCCAACUGAUGUGUUGAGCAGAUCAGCAGAACACAAUGGGUCUUCUUUCGCAUCUGAUGUGAUGGCCGAUACAACAGCGUGCAAUUUGUAUGCCAACUUUGAUCUAGUUUAUUGUUAUUGUUAUCGUGACUGGAGGACUGCAGCUCAUCGGCCAUGAGGUUCAUCAUCUGUUGGAACUUUGAUCUUCUCAUCUUGACCCUCUAGGAGGGUCAUAAAGUAUAUGUUUGCAAGCUCAAGACUUUCAGACAAGUUAUAUCUUCUUAUUCUUUAGUAUAAAUGAUGUUCUUGAUGGUAUCUCAGAUGCCAAUGUGUCGUAAAAUGCGACCGCAAGCAUCUGUUAUCUUUGCUGAAAUGAGGGUACUAGCCCAGUGGGGCAAGGUAAAGACUAAAGAGUGAACUGGAUGGCGCUUAAGCAUUUCACCUUCCGUGUCAUCGUGUUCUUAGUUUAUUUGUGGUAUACUAUUAUAUGUUUUUUUGCCAAAA
Molecule: messenger RNA, 1006 nt
Organism: Zea mays
Lineage: Eukaryota; Viridiplantae; Streptophyta; Magnoliopsida; Poales; Poaceae
Exons: 1
Coding region: 59-532 (157 amino acids)
Source: RefSeq, marked predicted